Molecule: messenger RNA, 6817 nt
Organism: Alosa sapidissima (American shad)
Lineage: Eukaryota; Metazoa; Chordata; Actinopteri; Clupeiformes; Clupeidae
Gene: dnajc6
Product: DnaJ (Hsp40) homolog, subfamily C, member 6
Exons: 20
Coding region: 754-3492 (912 amino acids)
Biological process (GO): synaptic vesicle uncoating; clathrin-dependent endocytosis
Cellular component (GO): vesicle; postsynaptic density; cytoplasm
Molecular function (GO): clathrin binding
Source: RefSeq, a predicted model, not a curated record
UGGUAAUACCGGGAAUGUUUUCAUUUUCAGGCUUUAGGAAUGAUCCUCUAACAUUAGGCUACGCAAGAGGUGGUGCAGGUGACACAGGUGCGCACAGGUAGACUUCCACAACGUGUCUAUGAAUGAAAUCUGUAGACAAGUGUGUGGAGACACAUUUUGCAAGUACUAGCUAGCUGCUUGAUCUGAUCCGAUUUAUGUUCAUUGCCGUGAUUUCAUUCAGAAGUAGCCUAUAGUGAUGGGCGAGAGCCGUACAUCAAGCCAGUCACGAUCUUCCUCCGUGGUAUGAUUCGCAAGUAAUGUGGACAAGCUUCAUCCAGGUUGAUAAAUCGACACAGAUGACGCAUUCAUUUAUUUUCUUUCCAAGCCUUGUGGUAAGAAAACUCUCAAGGGGAUGUUUUAUUGUGAUCAAUUAAAAAAUAGCUUACAUUUCCCACAUGCCUCCGUUUUCAUCUUUACGCGAAUCCUAUCAUGCGCAAAUGAGCCAGAUUCGAUGGGGCAGGCGCCGGUGUAACCUAUGACAGGCAGCGAAUGACAAAUCAAAGGUCAGCAUUUCUGUGAUCAGCUGGGUUCCCUACUGUACCACAGCUGAAAACAGCGCUCUCGAGAGAAUGAAAGACUGCGCUCUCCAAGUUGGUCGAAAGCAGCGGAGACUUCAAUAACGGGGGGAGAGGCGGCGGCCCAUUCGGCGGCAGCUUGACGGCGGUUACCCUCGGCUCCAAGGCAGGCCCAGCGCGACCGGACGACUACAGCACCAUGGACAGCUCAGAUAUGGAUGCCAACUAUGGGGGAGGGCUCCUAGACAUGGUUAAGGGUGGAGCUGGGAAGUUCUUCAGCAACUUCAAGGAUAACCUGAAGGAUACCAUCAAAGACACCUCCAGUAAAGUCAUGCAUCAGGUGGCCACGUACACCAAAGGGGAGCUGGACAUUGCUUACAUCACUUCACGAAUCAUAGUGAUGACGUAUCCUUCGUCCGCUGUGGAGAUGGGUUAUGCCAACCACGUGGAGGACAUGCGCUCCUUCCUGGACUCACGACAUGCUGACCACUACACUGUCUUCAACCUGUCACAGAGGAACUACCGCGGAGCCAAAUUCUCCAACAGGGUUUCUGAAUGCAACUGGCCUUCCAAACAAGCCCCUAGUCUCCACAACCUCUUUGCUGUCUGUAAGAACAUGCACAACUGGCUCAAACAGAACCCCAAGAAUGUGUGUGUCAUUACCUGCUCGGAUGGCAGAGCUCCAUCAGGUGUGCUGGUCUGUGCCAUGUUCUGUUUCUGCCACCUCUUCGCCAACCCCGUGCCCGCCAUGCAACUGCUCAGCGCCAAGAGACCCGGCUCAGGCCUGUGGCCUUCUCACAGAAGGUACAUUGGUUAUGUGUGCAGCAUGGUGUCUGAGAAGCCCAUCAUCCCCCACUUCAAGCCUCUGACCAUCAAAGCGGUGACGGUCAGUCCAGUGCCCUGCUUCAACAAGCAACGCAGUGGCUGCCGGCCCUUCUGUGACAUCCUCCUCGGAGAGACUAAGAUCUUCUCCACAGCGCAGGACUAUGAGAGGAUGAGAGAAUAUCGUGUCCAGGAGGCCAAAGUGGUGUUCAACCUGGGCGUGAGUGUCCAGGGUGAUGUGGUGGUGUCCGUCUAUCACAUGAGGUCCACCAUUGGAGGAAGACUGCAAGCGAAGGUGAGCAACACACAGAUAUUCCAGAUUCAGUUCCACACUGGGUUCAUCGCACCUGGGAUGACCGUUCUGAAAUUCAUGAAGCCUGAGCUGGACACGUGUGAGUCUCCAGACAAGUACCCGCAGCUCUUCCACGUGCUGGUGGACGUGGAGGUGGAGGGCACUGAGAAACAGAAGGACCUGACGCCGCCCUGGGAGCAGUUUCCCACCAGAGACCUGACCCCCACUGUCCUCUUCUCAUCGCAGCAGGAGCAUCAGCAGGCACUGGCCAUUGCAGAUGAAAUGGAGGGCCUGGACUUGGAAGACCCGAGUCAUGCUGGUGGUCCAGAUGGUCGGAGGGGUCCUCAUGAGGAGAGCGAGCCUUCGGAUGACGAGAUGCUGUCUCUGUCCAGCCAGCAGAGCAACGCUAGCAACGAGAGGCCCAGCGGCGCGCAGGCCACCCCUCCCAAGAGGCCUGACGCUCCCCCCUCAGGGCCGCCCCCCCGCCCUGCCGAGGACGUGGACCUCCUGGGCCUGGAUGGUGAGGCGGGGGAGCCCCCUUGCUCGUCCCCACAGCCCCCCGCUGCCAACACCCAGGACCUGCUGGGGGACCUGUUUGGAGGGCCUCCAGUGACCCAGCCCACCAGCGCCCCGGCCUCCGCCCAGUCCACCCCUCGCCGGACUGUCCUCUCGCCCGGCGCCACGGCACAGCCGGCUGCCCCCUUUGUCCCAGGCUUUGGGUCGGGACCAGCGCCCCAGGCCAAGCCCCAGGACUUCAUGGGCGGGUUCCUGGGUCCAGGUAAUAUGGGGCAGCCUGACCCCUUCCUGCAUGCUGCACGGUCGCCAUCUCCUACAAUGCAGAACGCAGGCAUGGGUCGGAGUUCACCAGUGCCGCCCUCCACGCCCACCGUCAACGUCCAGCAGCAGAACGCCAUGGGGGGCUGGGACUGGAACAGGGCAGCGGGGCAAGGAGGAGGCUUUGGCAUGGGCAGUAAGUCUGCCACGACCAGCCCCACAGGCUCUGUCCACAGCACGCCCACCCACCAGGCCAAGCCCAACACUCUGGACCCCUUCGCUGACCUGGGCAAUCUGGGGUCAGGCCUAGGAGGUGGCUCAGGUUUCUCCAGUAAACCCACCACACCAACAGGCACUGGAGGUGGCUUACCACCCAUGGGCUCUCCUCAGCGGCCCUCUCCCCAGCACACGGCUGGAGGAGGCUGGCAGCCCAGCCCCGGCUUCCCCUCCUGGCAGCCUGGAGGUGGGGGACAGUGGCAGGGGCAGCCCCCCUCCCAGCCCAAGCCACCCGGGCCAUCCAUGCCCCACACAUCGCCCCAGAACCGACCCAACUACAACGUCAGCUUCUCCAGCAUGGGCGGCACCCCGCCUGGAGGUUCCACCAAGCCACAGCCUAACAUGGGGACCAAACCGAAAGUGGCAACCGCCAAUUUUGAUGACCUGCUGUCUGGCCAGGGCUUCUCUGGAGCGAAGGAGAAGAAGGGGCCAAGGACCAUCGCCGAGAUGAGGAAGGAGGAGAUGGCUAAAGAGAUGGAUCCCGAAAAGCUCAAGAUCCUAGAGUGGAUCGAGGGGAAGGAGCGGAAUAUCCGAGCCCUGCUGUCCACCAUGCAUACGGUGCUGUGGGAGGGGGAGACCCGCUGGAAGCCCGUGGGCAUGGCUGACCUUGUGACCCCGGAACAGGUGAAGAAGGUCUACCGGAAGGCCGUCCUGGUGGUCCAUCCUGACAAGGCUACUGGGCAACCCUAUGAACAAUAUGCCAAGAUGAUUUUUAUGGAACUGAAUGAUGCAUGGUCAGAGUUUGACAGCCAAGGACAGAAACCUCUGUACUGAGCUGCUGGAGGAGAAGACAUACAGUACACCUUCUGCCUCCAUGUGCAACACUGGAAUCAAUACUCCCCACUGAUCUCCCCCAGCCCCCAGGAUCAUUAAUGUGACCCCCCCACCCAGCCACUCUCCUCCCGCCCUCCAGCCCCUACACUCCGCCUUUGUCGUCUGCAGUCCCAUGGGGAAAACCAACCUGAUACCUGUCCACUCAUCUCAGUGUAGCCCAGCUGUCCAUGUACCUGGUGCAAACUCUGUCCACUCAUCUCAGUGUAGCCCAGCUGUCCAUGUACCUGGUGCAAACUCUGUCCACUCAUCUCAGUGUAGCCCAGCUGUCCAUGUACCUGGUGCAAACUCUGUCCACUCAUCUCAGUGUAGCCCAGCUGUCCAUGUACCUGGUGCAAACUCUGUCCACUCAUCUCAGUGUAGCCCAGCUGUCCAUGUAUUUGGUGCAAACUCUGUCAAACAAGAACUCUUUUGUGUUUUUGUAAAACAUGCCGUUGUGAGGAACUCUCUUUAACAGGACACCAGAGAAGAGCACCGACCUGAACACGAGUGCACUCCGUCAUAUCAGGCCUGAACACGAGUGCACUCCGUCAUAUCAGGCCUGAACACGAGUGCACUCCAAGUCAUAUCAGGCCUGAACACGAGUGCACUCCAAGUCAUAUCAGGCCUGAACACGAGUGCACUCCGUCAUAUCAGGCCUGAACACGAGUGCACUCCGUCAUAUCAGGCCUGAACACGAGUGCACUCCAAGUCAUAUCAGGCCUGAACACGAGUGCACUCCAAGUCAUAUCAGGCCUGAACACGAGUGCACUCCGUCAUAUCAGGCCUGAACACGAGUGCACUCCAAGUCAUAUCAGGCCUGAACACGAGUGCACUCCAAGUCAUAUCAGGCCAGGGCCUCAGCAUAUACACAGUUUAUAUAUACUGUAUGUGGUCGUUACUGGUAUAAAAACAUAUAUUAAAUACCUAAGUGAUAAAACAGAAAAUACUAAUGCAGUAUUUCUAACAAAUUCUGGAUGUUGUGGUUUUGGAAUGUGGAAAUUUGGGUUCACUAAUAGCUAAGGUCCUCUAAACAUUAACAAGAAUAUGACAAAAGUUUAAAAUGAUAUAUAUGUUAGAUAAGUAUUUGUGCAGGUGUGUAUGACAAAUAAUGUUAUCAAUGUUAAAAAAAAACACACUCAAACAGUGAUAGUAAAAAGGGAUUAUAUUGUACAUUUUGGUAAGGUACAAAAACAAAGAAAAUAAACAUUGUGAUAAAAAGGUGGCUCUGAAGAGAAUAGUUAAUUAUCUACUCAGCUUCAAGCCAGUAGAACUCAUCUAAUUCUUUUUUUUUGUUCAGUAGAAGUAAGAUUGGCCCACUAGAAGGCAUUCUACAGUGUACAGAGUGAAUGGAGCUCUCUCUGAUCCCUACUGUGCUACUGUAUUCUGUGCUCCAAACACAUCUAGGGUGACUAUAAGCAUGAGGUUGAGUAGAUAAUACUAGCUGUUUCAUUUCUGGGUGAAGUAUGUCUUCAAAAGAUCAGUACUUGUCUAGCACAGAUGAUGAUCAUUGCCAAGUUAUGAACAAAAGCCUAAUAGAAAAAUGAAGCUUGCUGCAAGUUAUGGCAAGGGAGCAAUAUGUGUUAUGGCCUUCUGAUGAUCAAACACAACCUGUAUAUAUGUGUCCCUGUUUCUUAACACAAAAUAACUGAAAAAGCACAACAUGCUAUGUGAGUAAGUGGGUGGGAAACAGAAUUCUGAGUGAGUACAUGUCUGACUGCCUUGAAGUUCACAUACUUGUACAGUACUUUGUAUGUUUCAGAACAUCCCAUACAGUAAAUGUUUUUUUUUUCCCUUUAUUUUACCCAUAUCUGAAAACACAUCUGUGAGUUUGAAACGUAUUAUACUGUGGCAAUGAUCUUGUUUACACAAAAAAUUGUAGCACUGAAGAAUGUCUUAAAAGAGUGUGUAAAUGCAUAAUUACCAUUUACCUGUGACUAAUGAGUCAGUAUGAAGAUGCAGAUAUGACAAGAUGCAGUUGUUUACUUUAUUGGGUCUGUCAGUGUCCUAACUCAUGAUUGUGAUGUGCUUGUGUUUACUUUUUAUGUUUUUAAGUUAUUCAUGUGUCCUCUCAAACUGUCCAUGCAUGUGUAGCAAAGAGUACAUACUGUGCAUUAGAAAUUCUGCAUUGAAAAAGUUUAGUUCUAUUUUCUUUGUCCUGCUCUUUUCUUUCUUUCAGUCUGGUUUCUGUCACUGGGGAUUACUGUCUCUUUAUGGCACUAAAAUGAAGGACAUCAAGUGUGCUCCUGUAUGGUCAUAGUGAACAUCUGUACCUGUCUCUUAGCUUAUGAUGAGACAAUGGAUGGCACUCACUGGACAAAUUUCACCAUAUAAAUAUCAACUUGGUACAUUAUUCCAGUUUCUAAAUUUAAUUUGAAACAUAUUCAUAUGUCUUGAGUCAUCAUAUCAUAUCAUAUCAUAUCAUAUGCGAUUUCAAAUUGAAAGAGCACCCUGAAGUGUCAUGGAGCCAGCCUUUCUUAUCGUAGGCUUGCCAUCAGCUCACUGGGAAGGAAGCUAUUUUACCCUCCAUGAGUUAAACGUUUGCGCAAGAUAAUGGUGACUUGUCUCCCACUUACUCAGAACUGUAUGGACUGAUUCUUGGAAAAAAGUUGAAAGACAAAAAAGUUACGACCAAACCUUCCAGUGUUUCUGCUUGGCCACGCAAGAUGGAGUGGAUUCUGUCUUCUUUUCUCUCUGGCUUUCUGUCUGCUACACUGGGGUGUUUGCUCUCACAGUCUCUGCUAACUCCCAUUGCCCCCCAAAACUGGUCACCUCGUCUGGGGGCAACACCCCUACUCCCUCCUCUGCCCCUGCCUGCCCUGUGGACUAGCCUGAGUUCAUGGACAUUACAACAAAAGACUUGGGCUCAUAAUAACGCUGCACUGUCUUAAGACUUGACUGAAUCGUUCCCUGAACACUCGUCCAUAAUAAUGACCCCUUCUCCCCCCUCCCCAACCCCCAUUACAGCAAUUCCCCACCUUCUAUGAGCUAAGCUGUCUAUCUGAUAUUUCUGGUCUUAAGGCUAUCAUAAUGUUUAAAUACAAGCUAACCUCUGUGUAGUGGAUGUGUGCUCUUGACAAGCGUUCUGUAUGUGAGAAAGUGGUAAGGUUUGGAUACAGCUUUGUGUAUUGCCUGUCUGCUGUACAAGCACUACUAAACCCGUGGAUUCUGUUCUCUGUGUUCCCCCUCUGGUUCUUCUUCCUUUGGCCUCCUGUACAUAUUGUAUGUUCAUGUGCAUCGCACAAAUAAACGAGAAGAGAGCGAAGAGAAGAAGAACUGAGAAACCCUA